Molecule: messenger RNA, 1497 nt
Organism: Rasamsonia emersonii CBS 393.64
Lineage: Eukaryota; Fungi; Ascomycota; Eurotiomycetes; Eurotiales; Trichocomaceae
Exons: 3
Coding region: 1-1497 (498 amino acids)
Source: RefSeq, a predicted model, not a curated record
AUGGAAAGCUCUGAGUCUCAGGAGCCGGCGGCCCUGAGGGGAGCUGCCUUUUGGAAGAUGCAGCAUGAACUCAGGAAGCAGCAGAUGGAAGAGGAGAAGGAGAAGAUCAAGAAAGAAUGGGAAGAAAAGAAGGCCAAGAUGGCUUUUCUGGACGCGGAUCCCUUUGCUGAUUCAAGCCCAAGAAGCGCCAGGGUCUUGACGCGCCUGAAGAGCUUGACUGAUCUCAAAUCCAUCAAACCGCUCAAACGCGUCAAGAGCGAGACGGACGUGUCCAGGGCGAAACUGCAGAGGCGCCGUCGCUCCAAUUCGGGCGACUGGCACUACCUCCAAAACGCCAGCUCACAGGGCCCGCCUCAGAGGCAGCAGAUGUUUGGCAGACGCGUCUUCUCUUUUGGUUCGAAAGGCCGCAUUCGUUCGCCCCCGCCAUCGCCUUCUCCCCUUCCAUCAUCCUCGACCAAGCAGAAGGCCUCUCUCCAAUCUUCCAGUGGAGGUAACGCCAUGCUCCUCAGUACCCGCCGGAUGAAGCUCAGGACUCUGUUGCCGGGCAGUACCAAAGCCCAGGACUAUCCAAAAGGAACCUUGCAAAAUCCGGCUACUGAGUUCAAGGGAGGCUCAGCCUGGAUGGAGCUGAAGUCUGAGCAGCAAGAGCUGUGGAUCGAUCUUUUCUGGCCCAAUACUGAAAACAGCAGUGACGAGAAAAAUAUGCUCAGCGUCGAGGAGCUCAAGCCGCUCUGCUCGUUCCGCAACCUGCGCGUUCUCAAGCUCACUGGCAUGAUGCAGUCAUACCAGAAAUACAUCUGGCAGGCUGCUUGGCUCAAUCACAACCUGGAAACCCUCGUUCUUGAGAUGGCACUCGAACCACGCAUUGAGAGUCACUUGAACUGGCCAUGGAUCAGGGGUGAUUGGGCCCCUCGCGUGAGAGCUAACGAUCAUUGGGAUGACUUUGGUGAUGGCAACGGAUCUCUCCACGAAGAUCUCGGUGAAGGAGAGUACUUUGACAAUCGAGCCAUAGAGAAAGCGAAGCUGCGCGCUGGCAUGAUGGACUCGACCGUCUGGCAGCUGUCGAUUGUCAACCUGACCCUGCGAGGCUUCGUCGUCGACGCUUUCCCUUUUCACUUCUGGUUCGACCCCGAGCGUCUCAACAAGAUCACUUUGACCGACUGCAUCGACGCGGGUUUCUACCUCCCCAAGACCAUGACAGGAAGAGUCUCGAUUGAGUUCCCGAAGUCAGCCCCCAAGCCUCCCGAACGGGCCAAGACCGGCGUCUUUGUGAAUCUCAAAGAGCAGCUCAAGCUGGUCCAGCUGAAGGGCGGCAAAAAGGUGGCCGAACGCCUUUAUCACAGCAAAGAUAACACCACGGGGAAGAAACCUGUGUAUGAUGCAGGAGAUGCUGGCAACAACAACAACAACAACGGGGAUGAAGGCAACAAAGGAGAAGAUGUCGAUGACAAGAAGAAGCAGAGGAAGAAACGUAUCAGCGUGUUUGGCAAGAAGUGA